AGAUUCCAGUGAGGAGUGCAAUGGGAUCAGUGGUACUCUGUCAGUGGAGUCUGUGCCGGGGCCAAGACUGAACUGGUGUUCCACCAACGCCCCUACUCCUAUUCCAGCUCCUGUGCCAGAGCCAAUGCUCAACCCUGUCAGAAUGGGGGAUGGCCUUGAUGUAGCGCAGAUGUCUGGUAGCAGCAGCAGCCUGGGGCAGGCCCAGCAAGGCCUCGAUCCCUCAGUUCCUGAGCAUGUCAACUUCAGCAGGCCAAAGCGCCAGACCAAUCAGCUGCAGUACCUUCUCAAGGUGGUGGUGAAGUCCCUGUGGAAGCACCAGUAUGCCUGGCCUUUUCAUUCACCAGUGGAUGCUGUCAAACUCAACCUGCCUGACUACUACACAAUAAUCAAAACGCCUAUGGACAUGGGAACAAUCAAGAAAAGGCUUGAGAAUAGCUACUACUGGAAUGCCCAAGAAUGUAUCCAGGACUUUAACACAAUGUUUACCAACUGCUACAUAUACAACAAGCCUGGGGAUGAUAUUGUCUUGAUGGCUGAAGCUCUAGAAAAGGCUUUUCUACAAAAGGUUACGGAAAUGCCUCAGGAAGAAAUUGAGAUUCCUGUCAUGACAGGGAAGGGACGUGGUCGUGGCCGGGAGAGACAUAGGUGUCUAAACAUGAAACCAGGUAUAAUCAUUGACCCCUCACCCACAACUCCUCAAACGCGUGGUCCAUCAACUCCCUCAGCAGCUCCACAGUCUCGAGGACCAAUGCAGGGCCCACCUUCACUACCUCCCCAUCCUUCGAUGCAGGCCCUGCCAUCCCACGUACCCCAAACGUUACCCAGCCAUGCACCACAGCUCGGAGUUCCAUACUCCAUGGUUCCAUCAGACUGUGCUCCUCAAAUUCCCAUCAUGACUCCUGUGCCUCUCCCUGUCCAGACCUCACUUCCUCCAAUAUCGGUUCAGAGCACUGCCCCUAUGCUGCAGACCCCUAUAACUAUGACCAAACAAAGAAAGAGUCAAAAAAGGAAAGCUGACACUACAACGCCCACAGCAAAUGACCAGCUGAGUGAGUCUUCACCAGCAGAAUCCAAAUCUGGGAAGACGCUACCCAGGCGAGAGAGUAGCAGACCUCCAAAACUGAUAAAGAAGGAGGCUCCGGACUCUCAGCAUCACAUAGGCAUGGGGACUGGGCUUAGUGGACCAAGUGGAGGUCUUAGCCCCAAACCUCAGGAUCAGCUAGGUUAUUGUGUUGGUUUGGUUAGGGAUAUGCUGUCCAAGAAGCAUGCUGCAUAUGCUUGGCCCUUUUACAAACCUGUUGACGUGGAUGCACUGGGACUGCAUGAUUAUCAUGAAAUUAUCAAACAUCCAAUGGAUCUCAGCACCAUCAAGGCGAAGUUGGAGAACAAGCAAUAUCGAGAACCUCAGGAGUUUGCUGCUGAUGUUCGGUUAAUGUUUUCUAACUGCUACAAAUAUAACCCACCAGACCACGAAGUUGUAGCCAUGGCUCGCAAACUGCAGGAUGUCUUUGAAAUGCGCUUUGCCAAGAUGCCAGAUGAACCUGAGAGUAAACCGGUGGUUUCUGCCCCAGCCCCUACACUUCACCAUCCUGCCCCUGUUAAGCCUCAGCCGCCUUUGGCCCAUGUUCCUUCGUCUUCAGACAGCUCCAGCGACUCAUCUUCUGAGUCUGAGUCGUCCACAGAUGACUCUGAAGAAGAGCGAGCCCAGCGGUUAGCGGAGCUCCAGGAACAGCUCAAGGCUGUCCAUGAACAGCUGGCUGCCCUGUCGCAACCACAAGCCAGCAAACCAAAGAGAAAAGAAAAGGAAAAGAAAGAAAAGAAAAAAGAUAAACAUAAGAAGAAAAGUGGAAUGACUGGUCUCGUUAAUGAGAUACAGGACAGUAUGCCAGUUUCACAGCCGUCAAAGAAAUCCAAGGCUAUUAACAGCAGCAAAGAGAUUGGUUUAAAGAAGAAACCCAGCAAAAAGGAGGUUAUGAAAAGUAAUCAUCCUCCCAACCUUCAGCCAGUUCCAACUCUGGAGGAUGAUUAUGGAUCUAGUGGAUCAGCAGUAACAGGGGAAAAGUGCAAGCCUAUGACUUACGAAGAGAAGAGGCAGCUAAGCCUGGACAUCAACAAGCUUCCUGGAGACAAACUUGGCCGUGUAGUUCAUAUUAUCCAGUCGAGAGAACCCUCGCUCAAAAACUCAAACCCUGAUGAGAUUGAGAUUGACUUUGAAACACUGAAGCCCUCCACGCUGCGUGAGCUAGAGCGAUAUGUGUCUUCUUGCCUUCGAAAAAAGAAAAAAGUUCCAGCUGAGAAGAAUAUCGAGUCUGUGGCUUCUUCCAAAAAGGCUGGAUCUUCUUCUGAAAGCAGUGGCUCAAGCUCUGAUAGUGAGACUGAGAACACAGGAAUGUUAAAACAGCAGAAAAAGAAGAGCCGCUCUGGGAAGGAGGCAAAAAAGACCCAUCCUGCCGCUCAGAUGGGUUCUGCUCCAACUGGGCUUCAGCCCCAAGCUGCUGGCCCUCAGUCUAGCAGUCAGAUGAAAAAGCAGCAGCUUGAUCCACCUCCUGCAGCUUUUGUGGCUCAUCCACCUGUAGCAGCCCUGGAAUCAUCCGAUUUAUUAGAGAGCUACGAGUCGCUGCCAUCAUUCAGCAGCCAUCAGCCCAUGAUGCAUAUAUCCCACCUCGCAGGAAACUCUUCCCCUCCACCUCCACACCUAAACGCUCAUUCUGCAGGGGCUGUGUCUCCUGAGACGCAUCCCUUCCUCAAUCAGCAUCCCGUCCUCCCAUCUCCAGCUUUACACAGCUCCAUGCCUCAGCAGCCUUCUCGGCCGAGUCACAAGGCAGCACCUCUUCAUCCCAAACCCCCCCAGCAGCAACCGGCACCACCUCAGCAGCAGCAAACUCUUCAGCCGCAGCUUCAACCGCAGCCAGCAGCCCCACCGCCACAGCACCAGCUCCCCUCCCAGAUCCUUCAUCCGCCUUCUCAACCCUUGCAUCAGAGGCCCAUAUCACCCCCAACGCUGACACCCCAAGGCUUGCUGUCUUCUCAGCCUCCUCAGAUGCUGCUGCAGGAUGAUGAGGAGCCUGGGUCCACCACACCAUUGAAUCAAGUGCAGUUAUGCCUACAGCAGUUCCAGCAAGCUCGCCAGCCACAGCAGACCAUGCUGCAUACACAGGCGCGUCAGCAGCAACAAGGACAGACUUCGCUCCUGCACUCUUUACAGGGACAGGCUCAGCUGUCCACUCAGACAUCACUGCCUGCUCCUCAGCUUUCUGUCCAGUCCCAGACUCAGCCUAUUCCGUCACACCAAGCCCCGCCCUCACAGAUGCCCCUACAUCCAGCCCGUCACAUGCAAAACGCUCAGCAGCAAUCGCAGCAGCUGAUUUUCCAACAUAGUUCUGGAUUAUCUAGUCAGUCCCAGGUGACGCAACAUAAUUUAUCAAUGCCCACCAUCAAAGCACAGCAGAUCGUCCAACAGCAGCAGCAAGAGCAGCCCUCCCCUCGCCCAACCAAAGUCGACCCCUACAACCCCGCUCAAAUAAGGGACAACCCAUCCCCUCUUAUGAUGCAUUCCCCUCAACUUCCCCAGUUUGCACCUGUCUCUCACCAGUCUCCACCUCACAACAUGCAGCCCAAAAAGCAGAGAGCCCCGGGAAAACAAGGUGCAGGUAAGGAGGAAAAGCUUCCUGCAACACCUGUGAUCCGAGGAGAACUUUUUAAUCCUGCAGUGAGACCAGACCACAAGCAUCCCGAAAACAAGCCCAGGCAGCAGAAUAUGAAGUCUAUGGACAGCUCACAGCCGGUCAUCUGCUCUUCUGAGCCUCAUGGACCACCACCUACCCUACAGGACAAGGAGAAGUUCAAACAAGAAACCAAGACCCCAGCGGCUCCCAGGAAAAUACAGAACGUGGGACCUUGGGGCAGCCUGGGAAAGGAGUCCACAACACCAUUAUCUACUGUAAAAUCCUCAAUUGACAGUUUUAAUAUUUUCCGCCGUUUUGCUCUGGAGAAGGAGGGGAAGCAGAAGGCCCUGAAGGCUGAGCAGGCCGAAAAACGUAUGCGAAGAGAACAAGGUGAAGAGGUCAUCAUUGAGCCUACCAGAAGGAUGCAUGAGGAGCCUCGCCGGCGUCCUGAACAGCAUCAUGUCCAAGCCCCUUCUCAGCAGCCGCAGAUGCCACAGCCAGCUGCCGUCCAGCAGCCUCCUCAGCCCCCUCCGCUGCCUCAGCCCACCACACAAACCUCACUUGACCAUGAGAGAGAGAUCGCACGUCAAAAAGAACAGGAGAGGAGGAGGAAUACAGCAACUAUUGACAUGAACUUUCAAAGCGAAAUCAUGUCCAUCUUUGAAGAGGACCUAUAUUGUGGAAAUGAGUAACUCAAGCAAGCAGCAGCGAACGAGGAUAAACUUUAUCUUCAGUAAAGCAAACGUGCACCCCGAAGGGCAGAAGACUUGAAUACCACAAAAGCCCUGUAGAGACUUGAUCUGAACGCUAGAGACGUGUCCACAACUCGCUUCGUCCUCUUGGGAUUAACUCUGGUUGUGGUCUCGCUGAUGCUUUGGACGUCGUUUUGUUGGAAUUUAGCAUCGCUCGCCUGAACUCCCAGAACAAGUAAAAGAAGAGCUCCUGUGGGCACACUUGCCUUCUUCAUGCUCUCGCACUGCGCGUGGGCGUGGCGAUAACCGCGGGAGCAACGACGUCCUUCCGGAUCCCAGCGAUGAUGGAAAAAUGCUCUGAUGUAGUGACAGACUGCGAAACUGCCAGAUGUCAGAUAUUGUGAAGAAUAUUGCUUUUAUGUUCUGUUUAUUUUGUUGUAAGUGACACUUUCUUUUCUUUUCUAUUUCUGGGGCGGGCGGGUAACUUCCAUACUGUAAAUCAUGUAUAUUUCUCAGCAGAGAAGGUACAGUUUGCCUUACAUCUCUUUCCUAAAUUUGUUCUAUGACCUGCACACAUAGACAAACCAAUAACAUUUACAGACAGGACCAGAAGCCGUGCAGACUUUUACAUCAUCUAGUAUCUACUGAAAAGAAAUAUUUUCUUAUACUACAGCUGUUUGUUUUCAGUCUUUCUCCUUCCCACUUUAGCUCUUUGAAUCUUCACAACAACACACUCCAACAGACACCUAUGCCGAACAACUCUUAUCAUUUAUUCAUUGUUCCAAAACAUAGAAGUGCGUGGAUAGUGAGACGGGGGGGGGGGGAUAUGCAGAACUCCAGUGAGUAUUUAUGAAAAACUGAGCUUCUUUUCAUUAUUUCUUGUGUUUUUCCUUUUAAAACUACAAGAGAUUUUAAGCAGAAAACUGAACAAACGAGUUGCUUCUGAGCUUUGGUUGAGUUUCACUCCGAGCACUGAACGUUAUUUUUAUUGCUUCGGACAUAAUUUUGUUCACGAUAGUUUCGCCAAUCAGCUCAGCCUCUCGCUGCUCCCCUUCAGUGCUUCUGGAAGGAGGAAAUCCUUCAUAAACACACGUUUCUGUUGUUGAAACUUGAAACAGGUGGUGAGAGAGUCAGUGGGACCAGAUGAUGGCCUCGGUGAAUCAUCGUCUAAGGCACACGGCGGACCGUGCAAAAUAAAGACUACAAAAGUCAAAACAGAAAAGGAUGAAAGAAGUUUUGAUUUCUAUCUUUGGUGUUUGAUAAUAGUGGGUGUGAGUUCUGAUCCUGUUGUUGGCGACGUCAGAGGUAGGCUAAAAUCGAAACACAUCUCAUCUCUCGUGUUUUUUCUCCAGUGCCUGUAUUGUAUUGCAAUUCUUGUUGGCUUGUAUUACACACUUAGAGGGAAUUGAAGGUUCGACGUGAGUGGGGGGUGUAAUAUUUGGAUGGGGUGGGAGAUUUUUGAAAGAGUUUGUGUUUUAAAAAAAGGUGAAAAGUAAGACAGCAUUUUAUAUCUGACCCAUUGUCAAUACUCGGGUUUUAAAUCUAGUUUUAGCUGGACUUCUAUGAUCGUACACAUCUGAGAACAACUCAUUUGGUUCUGUCAGCAGAUUGAAGUAGAUGUGAUUCAGCAUUUCUACACUAGCAUUUUGAGUCUAGUGUGUGAGUGUGUGUGUACUUUUGGAAGGCUGUGUGUGACUGUGAAUGUUUCUGUUCAUUUUUACUUUUGAUGUGUGGUGCUGAGAGGCACGCUCACCCAUGUAGAUAAACGUGUUGAUGAGGAAAGUACUUCAGGAGAACUUUAGUGCUUAAUUCACUUUUUUAUUUUUAUGAAGUCCACUAUGUAUGAAUAUAUGUUAUUAGACCUGUUUCAAAGUGAUAAGAAAACACGUUCAUUCCUUUUUGGCCUGUUUCUCCCUUUUCACGUUAACUGUUGGACGUUAUGUGCCAUGAGCUCUAAAGAGAAUGUGCUGACAUGCAGCUCAGCUCAGAGUUUGCUUUAUUCAGGUAUUUUAUUUCUGUGUUACAUUUGUUCUGUUUUGGGGGGUUUGUUAAAACAUUUUCCUCUAAUUUUUUUGUUGGUAUGUGCGUGGUUGCUUGAGGUCUCUGAUUAGGUAUGUUAUGAUCAUUGAAUAAACUCAUCUCUUUUAUAGAAAAUAAAACCUGGAAUUGUC
This is a messenger RNA of Nothobranchius furzeri (turquoise killifish), 6528 nucleotides long. NCBI's taxonomy places the organism in Eukaryota, Metazoa, Chordata, Actinopteri, Cyprinodontiformes, Nothobranchiidae. The record is from RefSeq and is a predicted model, not a curated record.